GAGUCGAGCGAGGGAGCGGGCAGCCUGAGAACUCCACAAUUGCACAUUUGCACAACUGCUCUUUAAAGGAAAACUCGCGCGGUGUAAUUUUUUCGCGAGUUUCCUUGUCGAAGGAGAGAAAGUAAAAGAUAUCGGUCUCUCCCCCCUACCCCGUACACCCGCCUCUCCCUCCGCAAUGCAUGUGCCAUGACGUCACACGACUCUAUCAUGUAGAAUCAGUGAGAGCGAGACUCGUUCGAUUGUGCUCCGUGUACAGCGUCUUGGUUUCAGUGCUUCUGCGAGUGCGACCCCCCCCCUCCCCCCCGCGUGUACACCGAAGGACUUCCACGUGAUUCUGCUGUCCUGAUUCCCCGUCGCUCGCCGCCCCCUCGUCCUUCUCUCUUCCUAGCCAGCGCGAAGGAGAAACUACCGACAGAGAAGUGGCCACGAGGAGAUUUAAAUGUGUUGGACGUGCGAGAGUGUGUGUGCGCGCGCGCGUGUUGAGUAACAGUGCAAGCAGCGCCAGCGGAAUCUCCAAGGAGGAGAGGCGAUCGGAAUCUCUAUGAACUGCCUGCCACGCCUGGGCCUCGUCUCAGAGCGCACGUCCUCAGCGCAAGCAGGAAAGCAAGAGGUCGUGGCAACUCGCCUUCCGUGGGACGCCCCUUCCGCCCACCCGCUGGUAGAUCCGCCCAAAUAGCUGCCGACUGCUGGCCCGCCCACAUCGCCCUGCCCUUCUGCCCAGCCCCUGGGCGCCCUCUCGAAGGCGACGCUGCGGGCCACGGCUGAGCACUCGCGCUGAGGCACCGCGGGCGCGCGCGCCGCAUCCGAGGCAGCGAGGCUAUUGCCAAAUGGUGUUCGAAAGAUAAAGGGGAUCAGAGUGCCCCCCCCCCCCGUGCCCCCUUGGAGGGAGAGGGUGUCACUAUCAGCGUGUCAUGGCGGCGGCGGCGGCAGCGGCGGCGCUGGCGGCGAGCGGGCAGCGGCACCGCCACGAGCCUUCAGUCUGGCUCUGGCACUGAUGGGAGACGUGAUGUCCUGCCGCCUGAGCGCAGCGCAAGCGAGGCGACCCUGCUAUCCUGUGCGCCGUCUCCCUUCCCGCGCGUCCUGCCCCUGCCUUCUGCGGCGCCUCGGCUGCCCAGCGACGGCCCUUCUUCCGCGGAGUGACAUGUGAAGAUGCCUUCAGAGCGAUCGUAGUGCCAAGUGCCGUAGAUGUUAUUGAGCGAGAACGUCGCAGUGCCUUUAGUGUAAUCUGCCUGUGAAGUGCCUUUGUUUACAAGGUCUGUGAUACGAAUGAUAUUGAGGGACGGCGUAGCCUGCCGUGUGACGCGAAGGGCAAGUGCCGCAGCCUGCAGAGUUCCGAUGCGCCGCGAGUGUUCCGCCGAGAAUGACAGGCGUGUGAGAUAAGAUGAGAGGCGGCGUGAGCACCUCUGCCUCCAGCUCCCUCCCUCAGGAGUUUCUUCCCUUACGCUUCGGACCACACACGCCCCCCUGCCCCCUCUCCCCCCCGAGGACCCCGUGCCCGAGUGCCCCCGCGUCUCCCGCGGCGAUGGCGGACUGUCGCAGCGACGUGGCCGCCGCGCCGCCGCUCGCGCCCUCCUUCUCCACGCUGCUGGGGCAGGGCCACACGCCCAAGCUCAAGGCCUACAUGCUCUCGAAGCACAACAAGGAGCGCGUGACGUCGGCCGCGCCGCCCCCCACCAGCCCCUCCGCCCCCCUCGGCAGGCCCAUGCCGCCCUUGGAGCCGCUCCUGGACGCCGCGGAGGACCUGGGCCCGCCCGCCCUCGCGCUCAGCCGCGCGCUCCCCAAGAAGCGGCCGCGGCUGAGCAGCGAUCUCAGGGACGACCCGGCGCUGCUGGAGGCGGCGGCGUCGAGCCCCCUCUACCUGCCCGACACGCCCUUCUCGCUCGCCGCGCGCGGGGACGACGGCGACGCGUACCUGGAGGGCUCGAGGUUCCUGUCGCCGACGCCGGAGUCCACGGCGGCCGUCGCCGGCGCCCGCCUGCAGCGCCAGCACGACCUGGACCUGACGUCCCUCCUGCCGCCGUCGCCGCCCUCCUACCACCUCUCGCCCGGGUACACCAUCAACCAGUUUUUCACCGAGCUGCAAUCCAGCCCCUCCUCGGUCGCCGCCAGCAGCCCCAGGGCCGUGUCGCAGCCCCCGUCGCCCGCCUGCGUCGUCCCCACCUCGGCCAAGUCGCCGCCACAGCUGCAGGAAGUCGCGGCGCCGGCGGCCGACCCCAAGGCGGGGGCCGAGGACUGGCUGGCGCAGAGCAGCGCGCUGGACCUGAGCCAGCUGCCCAGGACAGACCACCUACCGCAGCUGGUCAUCGCCAGCCCCUACCGCGACCUGGCCUCGGGCCUGCGCUUCGGCCAGACGCCUCCGGACGCGCAGACGGCGGGCCACCCGCGCGCGCUGGCGGCGGGGCCCGCGCGGGGCGGCUGCGUGCAGAUGGGCGGCCCGCAGAGCAGCUUCCAGGAGGUCGGGCAACAGAGGAGCGGCUUCCAGCCCGUGCGACCGUUGAAGAUGCGGUUGCAGGGCAGCGGCCCCGUCAGGAGCGGCUACCCGCUGGUGGGCCCGCUAAGGCCCGUGUUCCAGCCGGGCGGCGCGCAGGGCAGCGUGCUCCUGCAGCGGCCGGCCGUAAGCCUGCAGGAGGCGCGGCAGUGCCUGGACGUGAAGCCCCGCCCCCACCCGUACCACCCGCGCCCUGUCCACCUCCCCCGGACCUUCCCGCCCCCGCUCAAGCCCUUAGCAGGUGAGUGCCAUUAACCGCAGAACCGGCGCGAAAGGCGCGUUUUUUUCCGCGGGCGUUUUCUGCGCGAGAAGACGGAGCCGACGGACCUUUCCGCCGGGAAGAAAACGCAAAAGCCAGAGCUAAACACGAGGCAAAAGAGAACUAAAAGGAGGAAAAGUAAGAAGGAAAGAAAAGGGAUAUUCGACGCUGUAAAGGAAAUGCGGGGCAUUUCUUCAGACGUACAGCGCCGUGUUGCGGCCAGCACAGACUGCCCUCCGUCGGCAGGAGGUAAGAAUGCUGUGCCUUCGCCGAGAAAAUCCUUGUUCUGUAGGCGCUGCGGCCGAGGCCUGGCUCCGCGGGCGUUGCCCCUCGAGGCAGGCACUGGCUGUUGUUUUGAAGACGGAAAAAGCUGAACAAAUUCAACAGCAGUAGUGACAAUCGGUGUGUGUGUGUGUAUACAAACACACAUACACACAUACAU
This is a messenger RNA of Penaeus indicus, 3189 nucleotides long. Its product is annotated as proline-rich protein 36-like. The transcript is spliced from 2 exons. NCBI's taxonomy places the organism in Eukaryota, Metazoa, Arthropoda, Malacostraca, Decapoda, Penaeidae. The record is from RefSeq and is a predicted model, not a curated record. The coding region runs from base 1382 to 2743 and encodes 453 amino acids.